This is a messenger RNA of Trifolium pratense (red clover), 772 nucleotides long. Its product is annotated as remorin-like. The transcript has 5 exons. Bases 72 to 590 code for a protein of 172 amino acids. The record is from RefSeq and is a predicted model, not a curated record. Lineage: Eukaryota; Viridiplantae; Streptophyta; Magnoliopsida; Fabales; Fabaceae.
AUUUCUUUGUUGUUCUCUGUUUUUUUUGCUCUGUUUCUGUAUUGCGUCUCUGUCUUCCAACACAAAUAGCAAUGGCAGAGACGCAAUUGAAAGCAGAAUCAUCUGGUUCAGCUGCACCUCCGGCUGUAGUUGAGGUACCAUCAUCUAAUGUGGCUGUAGCUGAGCCUGAGAAGACACCAGUUCCAGCAAAUAAAUUAAGCUCAAGAGGAGGAUCCUAUGAUAGGGAUAUUGCUCUAGCAGAAGUUGCCAAAGAGAAAAAGUUAUCUUAUGUGAAGGCAUGGGAAAAAAGUGAAAAAACCAAAGCAGAUAACAAAGCUCAGAAGCACAUCUCUUCCAUUGCUGCUUGGGAAAACAGCAAGAAGGCAGCUCUUGAAGCUGAGCUUAAAAAAAUUGAGGAACAACUAGAGAAAAAGAAAGCACGAUAUGGUGAAAUAAUGAAAAACAAGAUAGCUUUAGUUGAGAAGGAAGCAGAGGAGAAGAGAGCAGUAAUUGAAGCUAAACGAGGUGAAGAGGUUCUCAAGGUAGAGGAAAUGGCUGCAAAAUACCGUGCAACAGGAACCACUCCAAAGAAAACCAUUGGAUGUUUUUGAUUAUUUUGCUUUUUCCAAAAUAAUUUUUUAGUUGCACAUUAUUUUGUAUAUAUAUUUCUUUGACCUCAAUAUGUUUGUGUGCAAAAGCCACAACAAAAUUGUGCAAAGAAUAAAUUACAAAGUUUUGUUAAUGCCUCUUGUAGAUCAUUGGCAUAUAAAUUAGAUGGUUAAUGCAAUUUAAA